GAGCAACUUUCGCUUUCUGGCCUGCCCUCCCCCGCACGUAAGUGCUCGAGGGAAAAUCCUCCGCCCUGACCAAAAUAUCUCCCACCCGUAGUCCCGCGCCCUACUGUGCCGUUGGUCGUGUGUCUUCCCGUGUCCGCAACAACAUUCCUUCAGGAGGAUCAAGGACCCACCCUACGACACCGUGUGCAACCACCGUGCGCACAACUCUGGCUAGCUGCAACCACCGCGCACUCCACUACAAGUGAUUCGCGCGAUGUGGCGCAGACAGUUGGUGUCGCUCGUCAGAACCGGGAAGUUGUCCAGCACGGAUGCACCAAGGUCGUAGGGGAUUAAAGCGCCGUCGCAUCGUGUCAUAUCGAGCCGGAUUCCCCGUCCUCUUUCCGUGGCCGCCCGCUGCGAACGGACUGAAGGGGAUCGACGAAGGGCAGCGGCAUCGGGCCUCGGCGGCAAAAAAAAUGUAACGGCGUGCCGAGCGCCAUGCGGGGCCCAUGACAGCGCAGCGUGCGUAGUCGUGGCGCGGCCGCAGCGUCUGCCCCCAGGCGGAGCCAGCGGCAGCACGCAGAGCCAUGGCGGAACCCACCAAAGAAAACCUGGGGUCCCAUCAUACUAUGGAAAUAAAUCCUCCAUACAGCAACCUUCAAAGAAAAGACCAGCAUGGUGUGAUGGGCUUCCUGGGUGGGCUUCCCUCGCUGCCAGGUGGCUCCCAACCAUUGCACCAGCCACAGCCGCAGCACCCACUGGCUGCCGCUACCGCCACUGCACAGCCGAGCUCGACAGGAGACAUGCAGCAGCAGCAGGAGCACUUGCAGUUCCAACAACAGCUCCUGCAACUCAAACAGGAGCAGCAGGUGCAACAGCAGUUGUUGCUUCAGCACUACCAACGGCAGCAGCAGCAGCUAGCCCAGCAGCAUGAGAAGCAGCUGCAGGAGCGCAUCAAGGAGUACCUCGAGCAUCAGCGGCAGAUCCAGGAAGAGUACAAGCUUGAACGCGAGCGCCUUGAGAAGGAUCGUCAGCUAGACCAGAUUCGCAAGAAGGAUAAGCACGAACAGAGUGCUGUGGCAUCAUCUGAAGUGAAGCAAAGGCUACAGGAGUUUGUCUUGAACAAGAAACAACGGGAAGCAGCAGCUAAUAAUGCCAACACAUCACCACCAAAUUUUAGAAACUGGUCCAGGCAGCGUUCUUCUCUGGAUCAAGCUUCGCCUCCUUCAACAAGCGCUGUUUCGCCUCAGUGCAGACAUCUGCUUCUGGGAAAGUACGACGACGAUUUCCCGCUUCGGAAAACGGCGUCGGAACCAAACCUUAAGGUGCGCUCUGCGCUGAAGCAAAAAGUAAUUGAGAGGCGCAGCAGCCCGCUUCUGAGGCGCAAGGACAAAGGGCCCAUUCCUUUGAAGCGGCGGCCGCUUACAAUCGAUGGUAGUGGAAGCAAACCUGACUCGUUGGAAGGAUCCCCACCCAAUGGGUCUCUGUCACUGCACUCUUCUCUGCAUUCCAGUAACGGUAGCACACCAAUUCAGGAGGAGCCUGGCACUUCUCCAUACCACCCUCUGAACCAGGGUGGCAGCAGUGAUCUCGCCCUGUACUCAUCACCCUCUAUGCCCAACAUCUCCUUGGGGCGUCCCCCUGUGGCCACCAGCUCAGCUGAUGGGAAAAUCCUCAACUCUGUCUCCGAGGCCCAAGUUCGUGCCAUGGCAGCUGCACGCCUUGGGAUGCCACUCACAUCACAUGUGUUGCACUCGUCACUGCCUUUCUGCUCACCAUUGCCAGUAAUAGAUGGGGAGUUCACGCCCCCAACCAGUCCUGGCUACAUCCAGCAGCAGAUGAAAGGUCUGGAACAGUCUGGGGCUCCAGGACAUGUGCUGCAAGUCAUGUAUGCACCACCUCCAGGUGCCGUCAUCACCGAUGCUCAGGUGGCACAAGCACGCCUGCACAGGACCAUUCAUCGUCCUCUGGGCAGGACCCAAUCAGCACCCCUACCCCUUGGACAUCCGAUGCUGCAGCCGCAGGGUGUGCUGCUCAACGCACAACUCUACGAGCAACAGCAGCAGCACAACUUGCUCAAGCAGCACAUUCGGCAGACAGUGCUGACUCGGGCGGGUAGCAAAAGCCAGGUGGUUGAGCACGUGGAGGAAGAGACAGAGGCUGCUGUCGCACAAGAGAUGAAAGACCAGUCAGAGGUCAUCGACCUCACAGACUCACGCAAGGGAUCAUCCGCUUCAUCAACUGCUGCAGCAGAAGGCACGCCACCUCCUUCCACCUCUACCGCCACCCUGCUACAGCUUCAGCAGCGACAGAGGGACCUUAUCAACCGGCACUCACUCCAUCUUGGCACUGGUAUGGAAGGUUCUGCAUUUACGCGACACCAGCACGGUGCACGUCCAUUGUCCCGUGCCCUGUCCAGUCCACUGGUGAGCCUGAGCCCUCCUGGUGGAAGCAGCAGCCCCCAGCACCAGUCAGAACUGGGCAGCCCACCUCCGCCACAUGGAAGCCCACCACACCGGAUGACCACAGCCUUGGCCUACGACAGCCUCAUGCUGAAACACCAGUGCAUCUGUGGCGACUACUCCAGCCAUCCAGAACAUGGUGGCAGGCUGCAGAGCAUCUGGGCACGCCUGCAGGAAACGGGACUCGUAUCCCGCUGCGAGAGGAUCCGAUCACGAAAAGCCACAUUGGAGGAAAUACAGUCGUGUCAUGAUGAGGGCUAUGCCUUCAUGUUUGGCACCAAUCCUCUCAACAGGCAGAAACUGGAAAUGAGCAAAUUAGAGCUUCCCAUUAAAAGCUUUGUGAUGCUGCCCUGUGGAGGUAUUGGUGUGGACUCGGACACUACCUGGAAUGAGCUACACUCUGCCAGUGCAGCGCGUAUGGCUGCUGGCUGUGUGGUGGACCUCGCCCUCAAGGUGGCCAUGGGUGAAGCCAAGAAUGGUUUUGCUGUGGUUCGCCCUCCUGGUCACCAUGCAGAGUUCAAACAAGCAAUGGGAUUUUGUUUCUUUAAUUCCGUGGCAAUUGCUGCUAAGCAGCUUCGGCAAAAGCUCAAGAUGGAGAAGAUUCUCGUGGUUGACUGGGAUGUCCACCAUGGGAAUGGUCUGCAGCAAAUCUUUUACGAUGACCCACAUGUGUUGUACAUCUCCCUUCAUCGACAUGAUGACGGCAACUUUUUUCCCGGCACUGGUGAUCCCCAGGAGGUUGGCAUUGACGAUGGCACAGGCUUCAAUAUCAACAUUGCCUGGUCUGGUGCAUUAAACCCCCCGAUGGGCGAUGCCGAGUACAUCGCAGCUUUUCGGACCAUUGUGAUGCCCAUAGCUCGAGACUUUGACCCGGAGAUUGUCCUGGUCGCAGCGGGAUUUGAUGCAGCUGCUGGCCACCCACCUCCACUUGGUGGAUACCAGAUAUCACCAGCCUGUUUUGCCUAUAUGACAAAGCAGCUGAUGACAUUAGCCAAGGGCAAACUUGUGCUUGCUCUAGAGGGAGGAUAUGACCUGCCGUCCAUAUGUGACUGUUCUCAGGAGUGUGUAGCAGCACUGCUCGGAGAUGAGUGCUCACCCUUGCGCGAAGAAGAGAUCACCCGGCAGCCUUGUGCAGCUGCGGUCCAGCUGCUGCAGAAAACUGCCGCCAUUCAAGCACCACACUGGCCGUGCGUCAAGAAGUGGGCACCGACCAUGGGUUCCUCUCUGCUUGAGGCUCAGCAGAAGGAGAAGGAAGAGGUCGAGACAGUCACUGCCUUGGCCUCCCUCUCCAUGGCUGCUGCACAGAUGCAGGGUCCAAAGUCCGAACUGCCUCAGGAGGACGAACCAAUGGAAGAGGACCAAGAUAAGUGAGCAGUUGAUGGUGCACACAACAGGAAACGUUGCAGAUAAAGCAGUGAGAAAUUUUCAACCAAACUGGUGCAAAGUGCUGAGGACUCCUGCCCAAAUGAGCCAAGGAACACAAGUUCACACUGUCACCCUGGAAGCAUCAAUGAACAGAAAGUGGAGCAGUACCGCCGUCAUGGCAGCAUGCAUGCAGCGCCCUUCAUCAUUUCUGAGGAUCUGGAAUAACGCCACGGUUUAUGUGAAGUCUGAAUGUCAAGCGAGUCAAGAACCAGGGGCACCCAACAAACAUGGAUACAUUUUCGGAAUGACGUACUCAUGUCAUCCUGUCAUCCUCAGUUGGCCUGUGGCCUGCUGUUGGAUCAUAAUUUGUCGACAUUGUUGCUGGUUAAUGAGUGGCUUGUCUGCCAGACGUGACAUUGCAGAUGAUUUUUGAAGACAUGCAUCCGCUCUCCUUUUGGUAUUUAAGGCAGCACGUUAUUGCACUUGGGGUUCCUACCGACAGGUUGAGACAUUUUAUCAGCAAGCAGCUGCCAGUUACGCUGUACUGAAUGUGAACAUCUGGGGCAGAACCUCUCAUUCUGAAAAGCGAUGCACUAUUUUUCGCCUGUUACAUACCAAGUAUUAUGCCUGCCUGUCAGUUUUAAUGCUUCCUACUUGCUGAUUUGUGUUGACUGGCAGUUUUGCGUCUUGCAUGUAUGUUGGUUGCACAGAUUCAGAGCAGUGUGCCUACGUUGUUGCAAAUUAUGUCAACUUCCAAUGGCUCCAUGUCUGCCAGUUGCACUGUUAAGAACAGAAUGAUGCUGUGGACAUCUGCUGAGCAUCACUCCAAGAUGAGUGUAAGUUGUUAGGCUAAAGCUACCAAGUUCUAAAGAUUUUUCAUGUCAGUUAUCGUCAUACGUAUAUUUUAGGGUAUGCACUUGCUUCAUGCAGUCUCUUGUGCAUUGCCUGUACAUUUCGUAGUGCCAGUCAUACAAAGUUCGAUAGUUUUUAACUGUGCACUAGCUGUGUCUUUAAACAAGGAUGACAGCGUGACAAUGUUGAGCUUGCAUCCCAGAUUGCGAAAGUGUGUCACCUGAUGCCCUCAAGUGGCCCCAACAGUAUGCAACACAAGUCUUGAACAGAGUUAGCAGGCUUGCUUGCAUUUUCUGAGAAGGAAACACGUUUGCAAUCCAAAGAAAUCUGCUAGUUUGGCAGGGCAUUCUCACAGGUUGCAUUGCACAAUAACAUUGAGGGCCUUAAAAAAGGCUGCGAGAACACUGUGGAGGGAAAGAGACAGGAGCAUUGAAGAAUGUUACAUUGGUCACGUCGUGCACAUGUUUGGGAGGGAUACUGCGAUGUACAACUGCACUUUGUGUACACCCAAGUGUGCGUGCACUGUCUGCUAUACCACUUCAGUACAGCAUCAAGUAGAAAAACAACUAGCUGCUCUUUUUCCUUGAGAGGAAGGAAAGAAGAAGAAAAAGGAAAAGGAAGAAUCUCCCUAUAACCGUUGCAGCCAUUUUUACGAAUAAGAGUAAGCAGGGAGUACUAGUUCGUCACCAUAGUGAUUAAGCAAAUGUGUUUUUACACUGCUGCAGUGGUCUUAUUAUGCCACUGUUAUGGGCAUUACAUACUACAGAGUCUUUUGGAUGUACUAAGUUUUUGUGAGCUUUAUGACAACUUUAAAACAAUGCUAGUCAGAACCUCGUCAGUAUAGUGUCUGCGGGGGACAUGUGCUAAGUGUUUUUUACGGCAGCAGCUGGGGCAGCAAUGGAAAAAAGCAAAGUGCCCUCCUGUUUGUCGCUGUCUCUCACUUCCCAUAGCUGCGCAUAGUUGCCUUUGGUAUACUGCUGUGGUAGGUGCAGGAAGACAGGUUCUCGUGAAACUGUUGACGGUAGAUUGCGGGUGGCUUUGGGGCUUUCUAGGGCGUUUGAAUCGGGUGCAGCCCCGUCAGUGCUACUUCCUUGGCACUGGCACAACUAGUAGGUGCAGUGAACGCACCUAUUAGUUGCCCAGACUAAUAAGUGAAUUUCUACACUUGUUUGCCUUGCACAUUGCAUUUUGUAUAUUUUUGUUGUUGUAUUCUACAAACAACCAGAACAAAACUUGAUUGGUUUGUGGUUCCCUGACUGAUAACUUUCUAGGCCACACUCUGGUUUUCUGUUACCUGCACAUAUGCACAACGUAGACACACAGAUACACACCAAACACACACAAAUAAUGCAAACACAUUUACACAUGUGCAGCACUUUUCAUUUCUGAUCCUUUGUUGAGCUAAAGAAUAAAUCAUUCAUAAAAGUGAAAAUUGGUCAGACCAAUGUGCUGGCCUUGCUUGCUUGAAAGGGCAGCAGUUGUGUCUACAGCGCUCAUUGUGUAAAUAUGUCCAUGUGAAGCACACUGAAGAGGCUAGUGCAAGAGGAGUGCAUACAUGCUGAUUAGAAAGCUGCUUGGUAACAUCGGAAGAAGAACAAAUGCCGCAAACAGGGGCUUGCGUCUGGUUCUUCAGCUGCAGUUUGCCAAGUGAUUUAAGUUCCUUACAAAACUGGCGUGCUUUGUGAUGUACACUAUAUUUACUGUGCUAGUAAAAGUUCUCAUUAAUGUCUUCAUGCAUUCGGUUUUUUUUUCUUCAUUUUGUUUUUCUUUCACGCAUUGUAUUUUUUAACUGUUGAAUGUUAGCAUUUUUUCGAGCUGUGAAACCUGAUGUGGAGUUCGUGUAUACUUGUUUCAUAUCCGUCUGUUUGUGUGCACGUGUCGAUAUAUGCAUACACAUAUAUAUAUAUAUAAAAUAUACAUGCUUUGCGCAUCGUUAAACACACAGCUCGGCAGGAUGGCACUGUUUGCGACUGUGGUUCUGCUUAGGCACCCUCUGGUCUGCAGAUAAUUGCUUUUCCUGUGUUGCGCUCUCUUGCAUUUUUGCUCAUGGCUUCAUUUCUCGUUGCAAUCUUGUGCACAUUCUAAAGCCGCCUUGCUUGUCCAAUGAUCAUUUUAUUUGUAAAUACACAAGCUGUUUUAAGGACUUUCAUUUAUUCUUGUCUGCUUUUUUUUUCUCAACACCCAACUGGUCACUCAUUUGUUGUGCAUCGUGCCAUCCCCAUCUCCUUCCUUCCCGCUCCACAGCUGAAUCACUGAUGAUAAUAUAUAUAUAUAUAUAUAUAUAACAUGUUACAGCGCCAUAAUAGUAUAUCAUUUGUACAGUGCUGAUUUUACUCUGUCUUCAGAAACCUCAUUUCAAGGUCAAAACAAAGUAUACUGCAUAACCCAUUGUUGGCUGUGCGCUUAAUUAAGGAACAACAUGUUUUGUUUUGUGAAGUUUGAACCUAUAGUCAGUUGGAGGGCCAUUAGAAAGAAAACCAUGAAAGAGAAAAAUGAAAUCUAGCUUUGUCAAAGUGUCUAGUAGAAAGCUUUAAAGUUGAUAGUUUUGUUUUUGUUUUUCUAUAGAUAAUUAGGCUAUAAUGCAUGAUGUGGAAAAAGAGAGAAAAGAAGAAGGCUGGCAUAUAUGUUUUAUUAGUUCUGCAUACAAGAUAUGUGCAUGUGGAUUGGAAUUUUUCUAGAGCAUACCUUAACUUCUUUCUUGUUCACAUUGAAGGGACACUGAAGGCAAACAUUAAGUCAAUGUAAACUGAUAAAUGUAUGCUCCAAAAAUGUCGAAGUCACAUUAACUGAGCAAAGGAUUUUUCUAGGUGAAAAAAAAAGGUUGUAUAUCUAAGAGGGGAUUGGCAACACCACUUUCAGAAUACAGGACCAGCUCUUGAUGCCUUCAUCAUUAUUGGUCAUUAUUUAUUUAUUCAUUUUUUUACUCACAAUACCACCAGCACCUGUAAGGAAUAGUGUAGGGGGUAAUAAAAGCCUUAAAAAAUACAAAGUAUACAUAUACGUAACAAAAUGCAGAUUGAUAACAGUGCAUAAGAGUUCAGGAAACAACAAGAAAAAAUAAAUAGAUAAUAAUAACGGUGAGUAACAAAUGUUCACCAAAAGUUAAAUAUUAAUGACAAAGAAAGAAAAACAAGUUUCAUAUUGAACUGCUGAUAGGAAAAGCUAGUUGGAAUGGGAAAGAAAACUUAGUGAGGCUAAUUUUCAAUAAUUUUCUUGUGAAGCAACUCGCUGGUUCUCUACUCGCACCACUCUGUCAGCACCAUUUGCAAGAGUCUAAGGCAUAGAGUGAAGGCCCCCUCUAUGUGGCUUUCCGAUUCACAGAGGGUAAUAACACUCAGAAGAGGAUGACUUCAGAGAUUCUAUGCUGCGUGUCGAUAUGUCAGUAACAUAUGAACACCAGUUUUCUCAGGCAAUCUCCUGUCUAAGAUAGGUGCCGUUCUCAGAAAAUUAUCUACAACUAAACCACUGCUUGACACUGAACAAAGGCUACUAGGUUUUGAGAAUUGUCAUCUACCACUGUAGAAUUGAGUUAAUAUUUCCUUUUAAUGUUCCUUUAACAAAGAAAGUUUAUGUCCUUGCUUGCAAGCUUGCUCACUUUUAAACCCAUCUGUGCAAAUUAGAAAAAUUUUUUAAAUGAAAAAUGGAGGCUAUAUUUUACUCUGUUUCAUGCAAAAUACAUGAGCUGCAGUGAAUGUGUGAAUAAAGAUUUGUGUGUUAGGCUUUAAGCUUUUCACUGCAGCAGGCUGUCUUCUUAUGUAGUUGACAAACUAGCAGAGUAAAAGCAAAAAAUUUUAACUGUACCUUUCUUUUUCUUUUUAUUCUUGCGAGACCAUAAGUGCAAGCCUUUUCUUUCUUUUCUUAUGGCUUUUCAUUAUAUGCAAAUAGCUAUUUUGACUGAUGCUGAAACACACAAUGAUCAAUCUAGUCAAUUAUUUGAGCCUGUCUAAGAUGCCCUCUUUUGUUAAACAUUUAAUACUGAUGUUCCUUCGUGCUUUUGUUUUCAAACUUUGCGGUAAUACGUUAACGAAGUGCUGGUUUCAAAGCGAACAUCGUUGUAGUUAGCAAUGACACACAUUCUGUGUGUGUUGGCAGGCAUGAAAAAGUGCUGGGUCAAGGCUAGUCAUGGUUAGUCAGAGGUGCACUUGGCUAACGUGACAUGUUUUGUUCUUUGUUUUCUUGUUUGACCUGUCUUGUUGCGCAAUCUUGUAUAUUGUAUGUUGAAGAGGAUAUAAGCGAUAACUUAAGCUGUACAGUCAUAGAGACGUUUGUGUUUUCUUUCAAUGAUAUUAUUGCGCUAUUUCAUUACAAAAUGAAGACACGAUAAAUAAAAGCAUAUAUUUUUUGCCACUUGUAUGUACACUAUGUGCCAUUGUAAAGUGUGUUAUAUUAUUAUGGGAUAAUGAAAAGAUGUAUUUGUACUCUCUCCCUUGUUUUUCUUUUGUUUUUGUCAUGCAUUUGUAUCAUCAAUAAACCAUUAUUCAGUGCCUAUCA
Messenger RNA from Dermacentor albipictus, 9149 nucleotides. RefSeq names its product histone deacetylase 4 (gene HDAC4). Gene Ontology annotation, biological process: negative regulation of transcription by RNA polymerase II. The record is from RefSeq and is a predicted model, not a curated record. Gene Ontology annotation, cellular component: histone deacetylase complex. Lineage: Eukaryota; Metazoa; Arthropoda; Arachnida; Ixodida; Ixodidae. Gene Ontology annotation, molecular function: histone deacetylase activity; transcription factor binding.